AUGGCAGUUGAAGAAAAGCCCAGCAACGAGAAUUUUACUACUACGACAACUCGCCCAUUUGUUCGCUCUACAUCGACUACUGGGGCCGAUAUUGGGGAAUUACAGCAGAACAUCAGUCUCGCCGAAAAUGAACUAAACAAAUUAAAGCUCGAGUUAGAUCAAACACGAAAGCAGGCGAAACAAGCUGAAGCGAAUGCGCAAGAAAGUGGUCGCACCAACCGCUCAUUGAAAACCGAACUACAAACGCUCACUGACAUGAGCAAUCGAAAAGACAGACAAGCUGAAAACUCAAAAGCAACCGCUUUUUUCUUCGAGGGACAAGUGAAAAAAUAUAUGGAUGAAAUCGAAACGGCUCGCCAAGGCAUGAGCCAUCUCAAAGUUCUCGAUGAGCAGCUUCAACAAGCAAAAAUUGAACAGGGUGACCUUGAGAAGCAGCUUACACAGGAUUGCAUAAGAACAAAAGAGCAGCUAAAGGCCAUGCAAGAAGCGCAUAACAAAACGAAGGAAGAAAUAAAGUCAAAAAUAAACGAAGCUUAUGCAGAGCUGGAGAAAGCAUCGUUGGAAACGAUGCGACUGCAGGAAGAACUACAGCAGCAAUUAGAAGCCGAAAUGUUGCAAGGUGCUGAUUUUCAAACGCUAGAAAAGGAGUACCGCCUAUUAGAACAGAAACAAAUGGACAGUGUAAAAGCGGUCCAUGAUGAGGUCAGCCAUUUGUGCAGAAAGAUUGAACAAUCAGAAACGUCGAUAACGUCGCAUGAAGAAAGCAUGAUUAUGGUAAAAGAAGAAAUGGAUCGAAUCGUAAGACGUUUGCGGGCUAUUGAUCAAUUAGACACAGCAACAGCGACAAUGGAUACCACCAAUGCUUUUGCUCCAGCAGACAGUAACGGUACAAAGACAGGCACUGAAUAA
Mycotypha africana is the source of this 909-nucleotide messenger RNA. RefSeq lists its product as uncharacterized. The transcript is spliced from 2 exons. Lineage: Eukaryota; Fungi; Mucoromycota; Mucoromycetes; Mucorales; Mycotyphaceae. The record is from RefSeq and is a predicted model, not a curated record. The coding region runs from base 1 to 909 and encodes 302 amino acids.